Molecule: messenger RNA, 2390 nt
Organism: Portunus trituberculatus (swimming crab)
Lineage: Eukaryota; Metazoa; Arthropoda; Malacostraca; Decapoda; Portunidae
Product: lachesin-like
Exons: 9
Coding region: 1143-2375 (410 amino acids)
Cellular component (GO): neuron projection
Source: RefSeq, a predicted model, not a curated record
CGGAGCACACGUUUGAAGUCAGUCGCGCGCUAACCAUCAGUGGGGAUACACGCCGUCUGAUCGCUCACUCACUCUCCUUGCGCUCUGGUCCUGGUGGAGGCGGCCGCUCACUUAGUGUAGCUUGUCUCUGUGGCACUUCAGGGGUGGGUCAUGAACACACCACUUGAAUCUAUCACAUCCGUCAUUGGCAGUAACCAGGGGCUGGGCUGACACUCAAUGUCCAACCUGUCAUAACACGAAUACUUUUGUGCGUUGUCUUUCUUGCGAGAAAGAAGAGAAAUUUUUGGCCACAGGAACUGCAGUCCUCAAUUACUACAUGAAAUUUCUAUGGUAAUUAUGAAUCUUUGUUUGGUAGUGGUGGAGGUGGUGGCCACGGGUGAGCCUGGGUGUGCUGCGUUAGUGUGAGACAAAACACAGCUCACCGGGUGUCACUCUGGCCAGUACGAGGAUGAGAGCAGCCACCAAGGCGUAGGAGGGCAGGGUGCAGGGUGAGCAAAGGCACGUCAGGGCACGAGGUGCGGUGGGCGGUGAGUGCAGGGACCUUUAACGUGCUAGGUCGGCGGGAAGGACGACCACUCACUGCCGUCUUCUGCAGGCAGGACGGAUUCUGAGGACAUUCGAGCUGAGGAACACAAUGUAGACAGUAAAAACAGUGAGGCAGCCAGCGGAAAAUACGGCAGAUCAAGCCUUCAGUCAUGGUGAACCCGUGUGGGGGGCGGCGAGAGCUACGCUGCUGGGAGGUGGCCAGGGCCUGAGCCGUCACCUGACGAGGCGCCGCCGCUGCUGACGGAGGAGCCUCGGGAAGAUACAGACAGAGCUACAGACACACACACACAGCAAGCAUCUUGAGACCUUAUCCAUCCCGUCCUAUUCCCCUGCACAGUCUCUCGACACAGCACUGACCUCUCGCAGCUUCACAUUAAACCACCUGACUUCUUGACAUUAACAUUUACAUAAACAAACAUUAUCUGUAGUGAUUUUACACAAACACACACAUACAGACACACACCUGAAUAUUUACUGUCAUUAACAGACUUCCUCCAUUAUUCUCUGCCUUUUGUUUCACUUCCACCUGCCUCCAGAACCUCUUUUGACCUUCAAUUCUUUAUUUGCUCCUGACGUGACACGUGACCUUGCCAGGGAUGGAGGGGCGAGGCUCCUCUACCGGCGCCUCCUACGUCAGGCUGGUGACUCGCAGUGAUGUGGUCUGGGCAGCCUUGGCGUUGGUGCUCUUCACGCCACUUACAGUGGUGAGCGAGGACAAAGACGAGCUGCCGCGCUUCAUUGAGGACGUGCCUAAUAUCACAGUGACGGUGGGACGUGAUGCUCUCCUGCCCUGUACCGUGGAGCAACUCAAGGGAUACAAGGUGGCGUGGGUGCAGGUGGACACGCAGACGAUCCUCACCAUCCACAAACAGGUCAUCACCAGGAACCCGAGGAUCGCGCUGCUGCACAACGACCACCGCUCUUGGCACCUCGAACUGAAGAACGUGCGGGAGAAGGACCGAGGCUGGUACAUGUGUCAAGUGAACACCGACCCGAUGAGAUCCAAGCAGGGCUACGUGGAUGUUGUGGUGCCUCCUGACAUCAUUGACCGGGAAUCCUCUGGCGAUCUAACCAUCCGGGAGGGGCAGGACGUGACUCUGACGUGCCGCGCCAAGGGUCACCCUACGCCCAGCAUUGUGUGGCGGCGGGAGGACAACCAGGAUAUUGUGCUGGACUCGGAUAAGGCAGGUAUGGGUGACAUGGGCGGGCUGGUGGCGGCAGACAGUGGCGGGACGGACACGGCCCACACGGUGAAGUCGGUGGAGGGCGAGACGCUGGUGAUGAAGAGAGUGUCCAGGCUGCAGAUGGGCUCCUACCUCUGCAUCGCCUCCAACGGCAUCCCGCCCUCCAUCAGCAAGAGGACCCAACUUCGCGUGCAGUUCCCUCCCGUGGCCUGGGUGCCGCAGCAGCUGGAGGGAGCCUACAUUGGGCAAGAACUGACCAUCGAGUGCCAUACUGAGGCUUUCCCUAAGAGCAUCAACUUCUGGACUAACACGAACGGCGAUAUGGUUGUGUCUGACGAACGCUAUGAACCAAUCGUGACUGAGACAUCCUACAAGGUGUAUAUGAAGCUAAGGAUUCGCCGUGUGGAGAAGAAGGACGUCGGGACAUUCCGCUGUAUCGCCAAGAAUUCGCUGGGGGAGACGGACGGUGCCAUCAGGAUCUACGUUCAACGUGUGAGUCCCGCCGCCACAACAACCACCACCACCACAACGAUCAGCACCACCACCUGCUCUGCCACGCAACCACCAGGCAGGAUGUUGCCCUCUUCACUGUAUCCUGUUGACGUUAUCUGUCCUCAUGUUUUGUCAUUUACUAAGCCAAUAUAAAUUUCUUUGUUUAAU